This is a messenger RNA of Penicillium angulare, 603 nucleotides long. RefSeq lists its product as uncharacterized. The record is from RefSeq and is a predicted model, not a curated record. NCBI's taxonomy places the organism in Eukaryota, Fungi, Ascomycota, Eurotiomycetes, Eurotiales, Aspergillaceae. The coding region runs from base 1 to 603 and encodes 200 amino acids. The transcript is spliced from 3 exons.
AUGGAAGGCUUCUCUCUCGAUCAUAAAAAGAACGUCCUUACCCAGAUUGCAUCAGUUCUUACUCGACUAGCAGCACUUCACUUUGAUGGGAUUGGCAAAGGGAAGCCAUUCAAGUCGACUCUCGACUACCUACUCGCGUUAAUCCCGGAGAUUGCCGUUGACUUCGCUGGAUACGAAGAGCUCGUUGAGACCAGACAACACCUGUUAGAAUACCAUUCUUCGAAGUCUGAUGCCCCGUGCUUCGGUCCUCUAAUUCGUCUUAUUCAUACUGAUUAUGAUGCCCAAAAUCUACUGUUAGUCAAUUCACGAGACAGCUCAGAUAAGCCGCCCGUACUAUCCGGGGUGAUAGAUUUCGAGUAUGCCUAUGCGGGCCCUCUCUACUAUCUAUACGAGUACCCGAUCUUCUUUCAAGAUGUCGAUUUUUCUCUCGGAUUAUACGAGCAAAAUGCGAUUCUACGGUCGCACUUCGUUCGGGCUUUACGACAGCCAUUCCCGAAAGGUUCACCAGACGCCAUUGCGAGAUGGAAUGAUGGAACAGGCCUGGCGUAUGAAGGAAGUCAGGACUAUGUACCCGACCCGGGACCAGAGAGCGACGAGAACUGA